This is a messenger RNA of Drosophila albomicans, 847 nucleotides long. RefSeq names its product biogenesis of lysosome-related organelles complex 1 subunit 1 (gene Blos1). Bases 75 to 509 code for a protein of 144 amino acids. The record is from RefSeq and is a predicted model, not a curated record. Lineage: Eukaryota; Metazoa; Arthropoda; Insecta; Diptera; Drosophilidae. Gene Ontology annotation, biological process: endosomal transport. The transcript has 2 exons. Gene Ontology annotation, cellular component: BLOC-1 complex.
CGGUCACACAUUUGCUUUAUUCUCAGCCAGCUGUGUUAAUUUUGUUUAUAAAGAGAAAAACAAAAGGCAACAAAAUGUUGACAUCUAUGGUAAAGGAACAUCACGCAAAGCAAUCGAAGCGCAAGCAGGAGCAAGAAGUGAGACGCAAAGAAGCCAUCGAAUCAUCUAAUGAACUAACCCAGUCCCUGGUUGAUCAUCUGAAUGUGGGAGUGGCACAAGCAUACUUAAAUCAAAAGCGUUUGGAUGCCGAGGCCAAGCAAUUACACGUAGGUGCCACCAACUUUGCCAAACAGACACACCAAUGGCUGCAAUUGAUUGACAACUUCAGCAGCGCUCUCAAGGAACUUGGUGACGUUGAAAACUGGGCUCGCAGCAUCGAAGGCGACAUGCAAGUCAUCCAGCAAAGUCUGGAGCUGGCAUACAAGGCAUCUCGAGCUGCACAAGCCACAACAAGCAGUGCCUCAACGUCGGCAGUUGCUUCCACAAGCGCGGCCGCUAAUCCCAAUUAAUGGUUUUUUUAUGCACUACGUUAGUUUAUAAAUACUAUAUUAGCUAUAAACAAUAAAUGUUUGUAAUAACUUGUUUGGACUACAGUUUUAUAUUUUAAAACAACUGACACGGAUUUACAAAUAUUUAAAAUAAUUUUUAUUUAUAAAAUCCUAUAGUUAAUUUUGUAUUAUCGUGCUAUUGGUAUUGUGUGUACCACAUUAUGAUCAACAGCAGAACGCUAAGCACAUUGAGGCAUUUAUUUUAGCUUAUACUUUAGCGUACAAAUUGUUGGAUAAAUUUGAUAAAUUUAUUAUCGAUUACGCUGUUGGUUUUAAAAUACAUAUCACAAAGUACUAUA